GGCAUCAUACAUCGCUGCGCGUUUCUGUCUCUCUCUCGCUUUUCGUCCCCUUCUUCUCCAACCAUGGUCGCGACCUUCGGCGUGCACGAAAUGCUCAACUCCACGGAAAUGAGCGCGCUUUUGUGCAAAUGGGGCGUCAGCAACUCUUCGGACUGUGAGCCUUGGAGAGUCGCAGCAGCCGACGUCGGCGUGAAAGAUUUGGGCGACGGCGUGCGGGUCUUUCUCUACUGCGUCAUCUUCCUGAUCGGCGUGGCGGGCAACAGCCUCAUCAUCGCGGUUCUCUCUCGGAACCGGCGGAUGCGCACCGUCACCAACCUGUUCCUGCUCUCCCUGGCCGUCAGCGACCUGAUGGUCUCCCUGGUCUGCAUCCCUUUCACUCUCAUUCCCAACCUCAUGCGGACCUUCAUCUUCAGCGACGGCACGUGCAAGAUGGUCAUGUACUUUAUGGCGGUCUCCGUGAGCGUUUCCACCUACAACCUGGUGGCCAUCGCGCUGGAACGCUAUAGCGCCAUCUGCAGACCGCUGAGCUCCAGGACGUGGCAGACCAAAUCGCACGCCAUGAAGGUCAUCGGCGCCACCUGGCUGACGUCCCUGUCGCUCAUGGUGCCCUACAUCUACUCCAGCUCCCUGAUGGCCUUUAAUCGGCGCGACAACACCGACGGCUUCAUGUGCCGCAUGACGUGGAAGAACCAAAAGCUGCUGGCAUAUUGGUACGUGUCCUUGUUGCUGCUGCUCUUCUUGCUGCCCGGCACCGUGAUGCUGACUGCCUACGGACUCAUCUCGCUGGAGCUCUACAAGGGGCUCAGGAUCCAGUUGUCCGACGGGACACGCCCCAGAGACAGAGCGACCAGCUUCGGCAGCCUUCGAGCCAGCAACGGCGACGGCUGCUACCUUCAUUUGGGGCCGCAGGGCACGGCGCCGCCGCAGGGCACGGCGCCGCCGGAGCGCCGCUCCGGCAAUACGGCCAACCUGCUGGCCAAGAAGCGAGUGGUCCGCAUGCUCCUGGUCAUCGUCUGCCUGUUCUUUGUGUGCUGGACCCCCAUCUUCGUGGUCAACGCGUGGAAAGCUUUUGACCAUCAGGUGGUCUCCCGUCUGACGGGCGCGCCCAUCUCUUUCAUCCACCUCCUGUCGUACACGUCCACGUGCGUCAACCCCGUCGUCUACUGCUUCAUGAACAAGCGCUUCCGCCAGGGAGCGGCGAGCACCUUCUCGUCCUUGCGGCUCAAGGCGCGCGCCGCCGUCCACCUUUGGACCAAAUGCCGCCAGGGACCCCAGCCCAGGUGCCAGCAAAGGGGCCAGGAGAAGCGGCGGGCCGAGGACCGACGGAGGUUGGGGCGGCACGCCGAGCAACUCGUGGCGGAGAAGGUGCGGGAGGCCCCCCGGCCCACCCCCGAGGAGCAGCUCCCCGGCGCCGGGCCGUCGGCCGGGGAGAUGGGCGAAACCUUCGUUGAGCUCGACGUCCGUCCGUACCCCGGAGGCGCAGCGGCUGGCUCCGCCUCCAGCGUCACCUCGCUGCCGGAAGUGCUCUGAAGUGGAUUUCAGUCAUCACGCAACUGUUGGGAGGGAGGGAGGGAGGGAGGGAGGGGUGGGGAGUGUGACCCAGGUUGCUUCAUUUGGGAACUCUGGACUACGGGACGUGGCCCGAGGCUACGCUGACGUUAAGGCCGCGCAACACCCGGCCGGGUAGCUUUCAAAGCUCUGCAGAAGCCCCAACAUUCUCUCUUCCUUAUAGGUCCUGCUCGUUUUCAAGGUUGACCUUCUUCACGCGUGCACCCCAUGCAAAUGAUUAACAAGCUGCUGCGGAGCUCGCUGAUGAGCCAGUCGAUCAUUGGAAUCGGGGGCUCACGCUGCCAAAGACAUCUGUAUGCUCACUUGAAAUGCAAAGGCCAAAAGCAAACGCGGUGAAGAAAGGACGAGCGAGCGAGCGAGCGAGCGUUAUCUGUGAGAGUGGGAUGGGUGGGGAACAGCAACACCUGCGCUUUGGAUUCCCAGAACUUGCACCAGCUCAAUCUGCAAACAAACAGCAGUGAGAAUGAGGUCACUCACAACAUUUCGCACAAGGCCUUUUACCUUACACAUGACUCCACGUAGAGAAGUCCCGGUGUGAGUGGCACCGAGGAGACAUUCUUGGGUUGCAAGAUCUUUGAUUAUUGUGCUUGUGCUGACCCAAUCCCCCCCCCCCCAAAAAAAAACAUACAAUGGGAGACUUUAUAUCACUUUUUUUAAUUCUCAUUUUCCCCUCGUGUUUUUUGUUUUCCAUGACAUACAGAUUGGAGCAUGAUCCGGAGCUGCGAUAUGUACAAAAACGAUGCUAUUCCCAAAAAAGAAUGGAGAGAGAGGGAAAAAGAAAGAGUGCAUCCCCUUGCUUUGGAAGCUUGCCAGCCAAUGAAGAACGCAAGGCAAGGCAAGGCAAGGCAAAGCAAGGCAAGGCAAAGCAAGGCAAAGCAAGGCAAAGCAAGGCAAGGAAGCUGACGCUGAUAUUAAAUAAGAAAAUAGUUAGCUGUGACACGUAAGGCUGAGAGCUACCUUUCCUUUUAUGAACCUUUUGCUAAAAAGUUAUGUUUAAAGCUGCCCACCCCUCACUGCACAGUGCACCAAAAAAAAAAAAAUUAAAAAAAUUACACCAUCAGACUUUUGGCAUUUGAAAGAGCUUACAUACAUUGUUCGGCGCUCGUUAUAACCGUGAAAAGAAAAAA
Molecule: messenger RNA, 2696 nt
Organism: Syngnathus acus (greater pipefish)
Lineage: Eukaryota; Metazoa; Chordata; Actinopteri; Syngnathiformes; Syngnathidae
Gene: cckar
Product: cholecystokinin A receptor
Exons: 5
Coding region: 64-1530 (488 amino acids)
Biological process (GO): neuropeptide signaling pathway
Cellular component (GO): membrane
Molecular function (GO): neuropeptide receptor activity; gastrin receptor activity
Source: RefSeq, a predicted model, not a curated record